Messenger RNA from Fusarium oxysporum Fo47, 2322 nucleotides. RefSeq names its product Metallo-peptidase family M12-domain-containing protein. Gene Ontology annotation, molecular function: metalloendopeptidase activity. The record is from RefSeq and is a predicted model, not a curated record. Lineage: Eukaryota; Fungi; Ascomycota; Sordariomycetes; Hypocreales; Nectriaceae. Gene Ontology annotation, biological process: proteolysis. The transcript is spliced from 2 exons. The coding region runs from base 1 to 2322 and encodes 773 amino acids.
AUGGUAUCAUUGCGGUCGAUUGCGACCGCUAUUGCGGGUGUGGCUUUGUUCUUUGAAACCUCACUAGCGAGCUCAGUUAAGCGCAACGCCGUUAACUAUAUAUCUUUCAUCGAUGAGCCUGUAAUCAACACACCAUCACACCGUAUACGCGCCGACUCGCACUUUGAUCUCCUAUUCUCACUACACAAUGGACAACAAAAGAUCCGCCUCAAGCUUGAACCGAACCACGACAUUCUGCACGAGAACUUCGCUAUUACUCACAUUGGCGCCGACGGUGCCGUGCGAUCUGUCGAGACAGUAAACCGGGAGGACGAAAAAGUAUUCAAGGGACAUGUGUUUAUUCAGCGAGUCGGACGGGAAGGUUGGACAAAUGCUGGCUGGGCAAGGAUAACGAUGCAUCGCGAUGGAAAGGAACCUGUUUUUGAGGGCACUCUGCGGAUCGACGGCAACCAUCACCAUAUCCAUACCGGCACCAACUACCAGCAAGUUCGACAUGAAGAUGACCCUAUUCUGUCAGCAUCAGAGGCUCGGGAUGAUGUUAUGGUUGUCUGGCGGGACUCGGAUAUCAUGUCUUUUAAUCCUACUGAGCUCAAGAGGCGUGGGGCUUCGGCUGCACUCUGUGACUCUGACACAUUGGGUUUCAACAGCAAGUUUCAUGAGCUCCAAGACUUUGACACAUUUGGCGCGGCAAACACCAAAUCCCUUUUCGGUCGCCAAUCUAUCGACACAGGCACAGGGAACGACGGUUCGAGUGUUGACCUCGAGUCUACAAUUGGUUCUGUGAACGGCUGUCCAACUAGCAGAAGGGUUGCCCUUCUAGGAAUCGCAACUGACUGUGGAUACACUUCCACAUUUAACUCUACUGAAGCUUUGAGGAAGAAUGUCAUAAGGAUGGUCAAUGAUGCCUCCGAAGUUUACGAAAAGAGCUUCAACAUUACGCUGGGUAUCCAGAACCUCACCAUCAGUGACGGAUCAUGCCCCGGAAGCCCAUCGGAUACAGCUCCUUGGAACCAGAAGUGUUCCAACAGCGUCGACUUGUCCGAUCGCCUUAACUUGUUUUCCGCCUGGCGCGGUCAGAAUGAGGACAGCAACGCCUACUGGACUCUUCUGAGCACUUGCAACACCGACUCUGCUGUUGGCCUUGCAUGGCUGGGUCAGCUCUGCCGCCCCGGGGCCUCAGCCAACUCCAACACUGGAGGUCGUAACGAGACAGUUGCUGGAGCCAAUGUGGUUGUCAAGACUUCGGCAGAAUGGCAGGUAUUUGCUCACGAGACAGGGCAUACUUUCGGUGCCGUCCAUGAUUGCACUUCUCAGACUUGUCCAGUCUCGUCCGAUGCGCAGUCGUGCUGCCCCUUGAGCAAGAGUUCGUGUGAUGCUCAGGGUGACUUCAUCAUGAACCCAUCUUCAAGGGAGGGAAUCAGUGAAUUCUCUCCUUGCACCAUUGGAAACAUCUGCUCAGGUUUCAGACGUAAUGUUAAUACGGAAUGCCUCACUGAUAACAGAAACGUCAAGACCAUCUCGGGCCAGCAGUGCGGUAAUGGAAUCGUCGAAGAAGGCGAAGAUUGCGACUGCGGCGGUGAGGCCAGCUGUGGCGAUAAUCCUUGCUGUGAUGCAAAGACUUGCAAAUUCAAGGGCCAGGCUGAGUGCGAUAACUCGAACGAAGAGUGCUGCACGGAUAAAUGCAAGUUCGCAUCUUCAGGUACUGUUUGUCGAUCGAGCACAGGCCCUUGUGAUCCCGAGGAGAAGUGCACAGGAAGCAGCGCGACAUGCCCCAAGGACAAACACAGCGACGAUGGCACAGACUGUGGUGAUAGCCUCCAGUGCGCAUCUGGUCAGUGUACAUCGCGAGAUGAGCAGUGCCGAGCAAACUAUCAAAAUACGACAUCCUCCAGUGUGAAGGCUUGUACCAACAGCUGUCUUUUGUCUUGCCAGGCAUCAGGCGAUGGCUUCUGUACGCAACGAAACCAAAACUUCCUCGAUGGUACACCUUGCGGCGGCGGCGGCCGAUGUCAGAAUGGUAGCUGCGAGGGCGCUUCGACGUGGAAGGAGAUUGAGAACUGGUUCAAGAACAACAAGAAUAUUGCCAUCCCCGUGGGUUGCGUUCUUGCUGCACUCCUCCUCUUGUCCAUCUCUUGCUGCUGCUUCAGCUGUAUUAAGCGACGCAUAGCUCGCCGCAGGGCAGCCAAACAACCAGCCAUGGGCGCGUGGCCAGGAUAUCCUCGGGGCCCUGUUCCAAACCAACAAGGCCCCUAUAUGUACGCCCCAAUUGAUAACAACAACGGCUGGCAGCAACAGAGGACGCGCAGUAUGAGAUAUGCUUAG